Molecule: messenger RNA, 1703 nt
Organism: Phoenix dactylifera (date palm)
Lineage: Eukaryota; Viridiplantae; Streptophyta; Magnoliopsida; Arecales; Arecaceae
Product: dihydropyrimidine dehydrogenase (NADP(+)), chloroplastic-like
Biological process (GO): uracil catabolic process; thymine catabolic process
Cellular component (GO): cytoplasm
Molecular function (GO): dihydropyrimidine dehydrogenase (NADP+) activity; uracil binding; NADP binding
Source: RefSeq, a predicted model, not a curated record
UUUCCCACGUAGACCAUUCUCUGCCAACUCAUCAGAAUACCAAACCCAUCCAUUUCUCUCUUCUUUGUCCAAAGCCUUGUGAUUCCUCCCUCUCGUCUCCGAUUUCCAGCCUUUGGUCUCUGUUUGAAGGUUCCACGAGAACAGAGAAACAGAGAGAGGAGGCGAUAGCUAUGGAGUCGCUAUCUCUGAGGAGUUCGAUGGGUGGGAGGCCGCUCUUGGAGUCGAGGAGGCCCGCAUGGCCGGAUCUCCGGCCGCGAAGGCUCGGGUUGAGUUUGGUCUCGGCGGCCGCGGCGGCCGGCGAGGGAGGGGCUCCGGAGCCGGACCUCAGGGUCCGGGUGAACGGGCUGGAGAUGCCCAACCCUUUUGUGAUCGCAUCGGGGCCGCCGGGGACCAACCACACCGUCAUGAAGCGAGCCUUCGACGAGGGAUGGGGUGCCGUCAUCUCCAAAACCGUAUCUUUGGAUGCUGCUAAAGUUGUGAAUGUAACUCCUCGUUAUGCUCGGCUCCGAGCAGGAUCAAAUGGUUCAGUCAAGGGACCGAUUAUUGGGUGGGAGAAUAUUGAACUUAUUAGUGACAGGCCUCUUGAAACUAUGUUGAAUGAGUUUAAGCAACUUAAAGAAGAGUAUCCAGACAGGAUACUUAUUGCUUCAAUUAUGGAGGAAUACAAUGAAGCUGCUUGGCAGGAACUUAUUGAGCGAGUUGAAGCAACUGGAGUGGAUGCCCUCGAGAUCAACUUCUCAUGUCCUCAUGGCAUGCCGGAGCGAAAGAUGGGUGCUGCAGUGGGCCAAGAUUGUGCACUUUUAGAGGAGGUAUGUGGGUGGAUAAAUGAGAAAGCCACUGUACCUGUUUGGGCAAAGAUGACUCCAAAUAUAACGGAUAUUACCCAGCCGGCUAGGGUGGCUCUGAAAUCAGGAUGUGAGGGAGUAUCUGCAAUAAACACAAUCAUGAGCGUGAUGGGGAUCGAUCUCAACACUUUACACCCGGAACCUUGUGUUGAGGGGUACUCCACACCAGGUGGAUAUUCUGCAAAGGCAGUCCAUCCUAUUGCACUUGGAAAAGUGAUGCAGAUUGCAAAAAUGAUGAAAGAUGAAUUUGGUGAUAAAGACCAUUCACUUUCUGGAAUUGGAGGGGUUGAGACCGGUGCUGAUGCUGCAGAAUUUAUUCUACUUGGUGCAAAUACUGUUCAGGUAUGCACAGGAGUAAUGAUGCAUGGUUAUGGACUUGUGAAGAAACUAUGUACUGAUCUGAAGGAUUUCAUGAGAAAGCACAACUUCACUUCCAUAGAAGAUUUUCGAGGGGUCUCCCUUCAGUACUUCACUACACAUACUGAUUUAGUGCAGCGGCAACAAGAGGCUAUCAGACAGAGAAAAGCUGUUAAAAAGGGUUUGAAGUCAGACAAAGAUUGGACAGGGGAUGGUUUUGUUAAAGAGACUGAAAGCAUGGUGUCCAACUGAUGAGCAAUAGUAAGGAUGAAUAAAAACUUCACAAUAUCACCCUACUGAUGGAAAUGAAAACUUGAUGAAUGAUGAAUAGCAUGCAUUAUCAUGUUGUAAAAAAAAAAAAAAGGUGAUCUGUAGGUUGUUUUUUUCCCUUUUUUUUUUUUUCCUUUUUCUGCUGCUCCAGCAUGAGCAGGUAUCAUCCAAGGACUUCCUAUAACUGAAAUUAUUAUCUUUAUGUUCAGUGGUUAUGGUUGCUUGGAGACA